AAUUUAAUUUAAUCUUGAAAAGGAGCCAGGGAUCCUUGAUCUCUGGCAGAAUCGUGUUGUGGUUCCAUUGCAGACUGUGGUUCUUAUUCUUCCACUUUCAGGUUUAAGCGCCACUCUGUGUCUCUUUGUCGCCGCUGCAGCUGGAACCUCAACUUUUGUUGUCACCAAAAGCAGAAUGAGUGGCCGAUGGAGGUUUUCCCUCUUCUACGCAUUCUUCAGAACCCGACACCCUUUUCGCCAAUUCCCAAUUGCCCCCUUCACUUCAUCGACCCACCCUGCGUGCACCUCGAAGUUCCACUCUUUUUCCUCAAUCCCCAGCACCCACUACGCGAUUCGGCACAAUCCAAGGAGUUUCAGUGGUGGGUCGGCCGAGUUAGACCACACCAAGGAGGUGGACACCAUCAACCUUAAGUUUGCCGAGGCGAGGGAAGAGAUAGAGAUGGCGUUGGAGUCCAAAGACACCGUUUAUUUCAACGAGGAAGCCGAGUGUGCACGCGACGCCGUCAAUGAGGUUUUGGGCAUGUUCGAGAAGUUGUUGGCCAAGUUGCCGGAGAAAGAAAGAGGGGCUUUGCAGAGGUCUAUGGGUCUCAAGAUUGAACAAUUGAAGGCUGAAGUUGCACAAUUGGAUGAGUAAGAUUUUGGUAUUUGAUGGUUGUGACUUGUGCCCAACAUUUUUUAACCAUGAGUGGCUAGUUGAAUAUUUUUAAGGUGUUUCAUUGGCUGUAGUUUUGAAUAAUGAACGCAUUGGAAGCCAAGCCAACGGUUCAUCACUUAUUUGCGAGGACUGACUAUUGUUGUUCUUUUCAUUUAAAGGCAUGUUCGUUUUGUGAUACAAACUAUUGGAUUUUUGUGAUAGUGCCAGGAAACUAGUUUAUUGAGGUGCUUAUAAGAUAUUAGGAACCUGCAACUAACAAUCAAUAAACUUAUUUUAGUAAUGAUAAUAA
Molecule: messenger RNA, 944 nt
Organism: Vigna umbellata (rice bean)
Lineage: Eukaryota; Viridiplantae; Streptophyta; Magnoliopsida; Fabales; Fabaceae
Source: RefSeq, a predicted model, not a curated record